UUAUUUCCGCCAACAGGAGUUGCCAAAAUAGUCGUCUCAGCAAUCGGUUUGGGUGUACUGGCCUAAUAUAUAUGUGUGGUUUUUAUGUGACAUUUGAAUGCUACGAACAUUCGAAAGCUGUUCAGCAUUGUUGAAAGAAAGAGAGAAUGAAGCGAAAACCCUGCUGUGAUAAGGAGGGAAUGAAGAGAGGGCCAUGGACUUCUGAUGAAGAUGAAGCUCUUGUUCAGUACAUCAACAAAAAUGGCCCGGGAAGCUGGAGGUCUCUUCCUAAGCUUGCUGGCCUUCUCCGGUGUGGGAAAAGUUGUCGCCUGCGAUGGACAAACUAUCUUAGGCCGGAUAUUAAGCGAGGUCCCUUUACUCCUGAGGACGAGAAGCUUGUCAUUCAGUUGCAUGGAAUGCUUGGGAAUAGAUGGGCUGCCAUUGCAACUCAGCUACCAGGCAGAACAGAUAAUGAGAUCAAGAACUUAUGGAAUACGCACUUGAAGAAGCGGUUGAUAUCCAAAGGCAUUGACCCUGAAACUCACGAGCCCUGCACUUCCAUGAAUGGUUCACUCAUAAGAUCAUCUGCAUCCCCUUCAGCACGCCACAUGGCGCAAUGGGAGACUGCCAGGCUAGAAGCAGAAUCUCGCCUCUCAAAAGAGUCUUCACUCGUGAUUCCUCCUUCACAUACAACAAAACCAGAUGCUGAUUUUUUCUUAAGAAUGUGGAAGUCUGAAGUAGGAGACUCAUUCCGAAACCUCAACAAAGUAACAGAACCCGAAAAUUGUCCAAGCCCAUUUUCUCAAGCGUCUUCAGCAAAAAACGGAUCUGUUUCUGGCAUAACUACAGAACUUUGCCUCACAGCAGCUGCAUCAGAAUUUCCACUGGAGAAAAAACUUAAAGAAGCCGAUGAUGACCAAAACCUCAAGUCCAACACUGAUCAUUAUUAUACAGCAACAUCGUAUUCUUCGAGCCCUGAUGAUCUGGAAGAUCCAUCCAACACUGCAGUACAGUUGCUCUGGGAUUUUCCUGGCAGCAAUGACAUGAGCUUCCUCGAAGGACAUAUCGAUAACUAUGAUAUUUAUAGAGCAAUUUCAGAUUAUAGUACUUGAGCUGUUCCAUCUACAUUUUCAGAUCAGCUAAAUCGUAAAUCCUCCAAGUAUUCAGCUGUAUUCGCAUUCACUGUUGUAAUGCAUCAAUUAGUCCCAUAUCGUCUCCUCAUGGAACGAUUCCUGCAGCAGAUAUAAUAUUAUAGUAGAUGCAGGGAAACUCAAAAAGAGAAAGUUGUGCUUGUUACAAGCAUUCGGGUGUUUUCUAACUAGCCCUGUUUUGUUUCGCAGGAUUAUAUAUCACCGAAUUAUUAGCAUAUCUACUAUGAUUUUCUAUUAUAUGUCAUCCUUGAGUUUUUCCGUG
Daucus carota subsp. sativus is the source of this 1392-nucleotide messenger RNA. Its product is annotated as transcription factor MYB17. The coding region runs from base 147 to 1091 and encodes 314 amino acids. The transcript has 3 exons. Lineage: Eukaryota; Viridiplantae; Streptophyta; Magnoliopsida; Apiales; Apiaceae. The record is from RefSeq and is a predicted model, not a curated record.